Molecule: messenger RNA, 2866 nt
Organism: Calliphora vicina (urban bluebottle blowfly)
Lineage: Eukaryota; Metazoa; Arthropoda; Insecta; Diptera; Calliphoridae
Product: neuropeptide CCHamide-2 receptor-like
Exons: 6
Coding region: 212-2623 (803 amino acids)
Biological process (GO): neuropeptide signaling pathway
Cellular component (GO): plasma membrane
Molecular function (GO): neuropeptide receptor activity
Source: RefSeq, a predicted model, not a curated record
UUUUCAAUAUUCAGUAUUUACAUAUUUAAUAAAAUCCAAAAAUUAAGAGCUGUAAAUUUAACAAAACUCAAACAUGUACAACGCAUCCUGUCAGCAACGACAACAACAGCAGCAGCAAAAACAACGACAAGAACAACAUAUGCCGUCAUUUUGUAAAUAAUUAAAAGGAAAAGCUUAUUAAGCGCUUUUAACUGCAUAUAAUUAAAAAUCUAUGAAAAUGUUACUCUUUAACAAUGACCCCAAUCAAACGUAUUCCAUUUCAUUAUCAUCGGAUGAACUCGAAAGCAUGGAGUCAUUAUCAGCAUCUGCAACUGCAUCAUCAUCAUCAUCUUCAUCCUCCCUCUGGUUGCCAUCAUCAGCAUCGUCUGUAUCCUCCGACUCAGGGGUAUCAGCCAUGUGGAAUUUUGAUAAGUUGCCAUCGGCCAAGGCCUUGUUGAAUAGCGAAUGGUUGCAGCAGAAUAUGAGUCAAAUGCUGAACAUGUCCAGCGACAAUUUAACAAAUUUAUUCACCAGCAUCCAACAGGAGCCGGUGCCACAAUCACAACGAUCGCCCAUGCCACUGUUGGCCACAUUGACCGUCUGUUAUACGCUGAUAUUUAUUGCGGGCGUCCUUGGAAAUCUCAUAACAUGUAUUGUGAUAUCUCGUAAUAAGAUUAUGCAUACGGCAACGAAUUUUUAUCUCUUCAACUUGGCUGUAUCCGACUUGAUACUACUGUUGUCAGGUAUGCCUCAGGAUUUAUACAAUCUAUGGUAUCCUGACUCAUAUCCUUUUACCGAUGUCCUGUGCGUUAUGGAAGGUGUCUUGUCGGAGACAGCUGCCAAUGCAACUGUAUUGACUAUAACAGCCUUUACUGUUGAACGUUAUAUAGCCAUCUGCCAUCCAUUUCGCCAACAUACCAUGUCGAAAUUAUCACGUGCUGUUAAAUUUAUUUUGGCCAUUUGGUUAACGGCUUUUGUUUUAGCUCUGCCCCAGGCGAUGCAAUUCACUGUGGUGCCACAGCAUGGUGGUACAGCAUGUACGAUAAAUAAUGACUUCUUUGCACAUGUUUUUGCGGUAUCGGGUUUUAUAUUUUUUGGUGGACCUAUGACUGCAAUUUGUGUCCUUUAUGUGCUAAUAGGAGUCAAAUUAAAAAGGAGUCGCCUGUUGCAAGCCGUGCCCAGAAGAUGUUACGAUGUCAAUCGGGGUAUUAGUGCACAAACUCGAGUCAUAAGAAUGUUGAUUGCGGUUGCUGUGGCAUUUUUUCUUUGUUGGGCACCAUUUCAUGCUCAACGUUUGAUGGCGGUGUAUGGUUCUACAUCUGGCAUUGAUUCAGAAGUUUUCAAUACCAUCUAUUAUAUAUUGGACUAUACAUCGGGUGUAUUGUACUUUCUGUCGACCUGUAUAAAUCCGCUACUCUACAACAUCAUGAGCCAUAAAUUCCGUGAAGCCUUCAAGGUUACCCUGGCACGGCAUUUCUUAUCGGGAAAAUACCAGAGUCAAAAUCACAAUUAUAGUGCCCUUUUGAGGCAGAAUGGUUCGCUGCGCAUGCAUCAUACCACGGUGAAUAAUAAUGCUCUUGAGCACUAUAGCUCAUAUCGUGUUGUGCAAUUGCAAUGUCGUGACCCAAGCCAUCAUCUUUCUCUACAGGAUAGCAUAAGGACAACAACGACGACGACAACCGUGAACAGUGGCAAUGGCAGUGGAAUCGGAGUGGCGGGCGGAGCCGGAGGCGGAGCAAUUGGAGCAGGCGGCAGUGGUACUGGUAGCGGAAAUUCUACAAUUAUCGGUGGCCAUCAUCAUGGUCAUCAUCAGGGUUGCAGCAACAGUUGUAGAUCUUCACAGCAUCGAAAUCGCUGUGCAUCCAUGGGUUCCCAAUCGACACUACUUAACUCACAAAUAGGUCCCAAUACCCCAGCUCAACAUCGACUGCUACAGACGCAGAUUUCUCAAUUGUCCUCGGUGGGCGAUGCAAACUCCUUAAUGGAAUGUGAUAUGACUGGCGUAAGCACAGCUUCACAGUGCCAUCAUCCCUCAACCGCCUACAGGCUCAAGGAGAUGCGCAGACAGCGUUCCAGAGGCAAUGAUGACUGCCACUCUAUAGACUCAUCAGCCCCGUCCCAUAACUGGAGAGAUGACACUAAACGCUGUGUGUCUAUGCACGAAACAGAGCUGUACACAAAACCAAUGGCUCCCCACAUAAUGGCGGCCACGCUGGUGGCAACACAACCCAUACAACCUAUGCACUCGAUAGCUGAACUCAGUCUGGAGAGACCCACGAGGUCAAGACUUAAGUUAUCACGCAUCAUUACGAGACGCCAACAAGAUGCUUUUGCACUGCAAUCUAGUCCUAGAGUAGAGCUAAUGAGGCCGCAAUAUAAGGUGGACAAGACAUCUGUGAAAACCAUCAAUUCCCUGGCCGAUAAAUUCAAAUGGCGGACUAAACGAAAAUUACCCAAAAAACGAACACCACCCACACUAAAGAAUGGCGAAGAGUACGAUGGCUCUACAAGCUUGGGCCCCCCCUUACCCACGACGGCCCUAAUGAAAGUCGUUUACACUACGGCGGCGGGAGCAGAUCUUGAACCAGAAUUAACCCUCAACACAGAUGGUUCGCUGGGCUAUCGUACUCCACAUGCGUUAUGAUGACACAUCAAUGAAUUGUCACCACUGAAGAUUAAUGAAAACUUGAGCCAUGAAAUGGACAAAGAAGAAUACGAAUUGAAUCAAUUUAGAUAAGACUGCUAAGACAAACAAACAAAACAAAAUACAAAACAGUAAAUUAAUGUAUAAAAGCAUACAAGGAGAUUGUGAUGUUCAAAUGUCCAAAAUUCAAAAUGAGAUUCUAUUUUUUUUUUUUGGUUUAGUUUAUUUAUAUUUUAACUAGUU